Molecule: messenger RNA, 728 nt
Organism: Apis cerana (Asiatic honeybee)
Lineage: Eukaryota; Metazoa; Arthropoda; Insecta; Hymenoptera; Apidae
Gene: Rfk
Product: Riboflavin kinase
Biological process (GO): FMN biosynthetic process; riboflavin biosynthetic process
Cellular component (GO): mitochondrion
Molecular function (GO): riboflavin kinase activity
Source: RefSeq, a predicted model, not a curated record
AUGCCACGUCAUAUAACAAACUUUUUAUCUUCUUUCAAGAUUACAUAUCAUGAAACGUUAAUUAAUGUUCAUAGUUACAGAUUUGACGCAAUAUUAAGAUACAUUAUGUGUACUAAAAACCUAUCGUAUUUUUUAUCGGGAUCGGUGGUUAGAGGUUUUGGCAGAGGUUCUAAAGCUUUGGGAAUACCUACGGCAAAUCUUGAAGAUAACGUAGUAGAAAAUUUACCUAAUGAUUUUAAUACUGGAAUUUAUUAUGGAUGGGCUUCUAUAGAUGGACAAAUUUAUAAAAUGGUUGCCAGUAUUGGUUGGAAUCCAUUUUAUAAAAAUAAAAAAAAGACUGUGGAAUUACAUCUAAUACAUACAUUUGAAAAUGAUUUUUAUGGAAAACAAAUUAAAGCCAUUUUUGUGGGAUAUAUACGACCAGAAAAAAAUUUUACUUCUGAAGAGGAAUUAAUUAAAGCAAUAAAAACUGAUAUUGCAUUUGCUGAAGAACAAUUACAGAAACCUGAUAUGAUUGCUUAUAAAUAUGAUCAAUUUUUUAAAGAAUAAAAUUAUGAAUAUUAUAAAUAAUACUAAUUAAUAUUAUAAUACUAUGUACAUUUUUUGCGCAUAGUUUUCUUAUUAUAUUCGAAAAUAAUUCACAAGGAAUAAUAUUGUUAAUAAAAGUUUAUUAUAAAAAAUAAUGUAAAUAUAACUAAUAUAAUUAAUAAAUUAUUCUAAUAUGAUAA